This is a messenger RNA of Alligator sinensis (Chinese alligator), 1959 nucleotides long. It is a transcript of the gene TMEM108, whose product is annotated as transmembrane protein 108. Gene Ontology annotation, biological process: postsynaptic density organization; dendrite extension; retrograde axonal transport. The transcript is spliced from 5 exons. The record is from RefSeq and is a predicted model, not a curated record. Bases 429 to 1856 code for a protein of 475 amino acids. Gene Ontology annotation, cellular component: endosome membrane; postsynaptic density; early endosome. Lineage: Eukaryota; Metazoa; Chordata; Crocodylia; Alligatoridae.
CAGGAUUUUUUUUUCCUCUUCUAAAUAACUAGAAGCCAGUUUGGAGUGUGUCAUGCAAGCCCUGGAAAAGGUCGCCUUUUGAAUGAUUCGGAAAGCAGACCUGCUUUGAAUGCAUCCCUUCUAUUAUUCGAAGUGCUUGGGCCAAUAAUCUUUAAGCCAUCUUGAGUGCUUUGGGUGUUUUUGUUUUUUGUUGUUGGUUUUUUUUUUGAGUAGGUGGUUUUGAGACCCUAAGCCUGCAAAAUACUGAGUUCUUUUAACUCUCACUGACUUUCCAGGAGCAUACUGCCUUAAAUGAACAGGAUGUACAAUAAGAGGUUUGGGUUUAUAGGUAAAUAGCAUUUAUUAAAUAGUUCUGAUAGGGCUGUAACAUCAGCAGUCAAAGACAGAAUCAUGAAUAAACUGGUGGACAAGCAGGACCAGAUGAUACCAUGAAGAGAAGUUUACAAGUCCUCUAUUGCCAACUGUUUAGUGUUCUAUUGAUCUUGGCACUGACAGAAGAACUGGUGUUUGCUGUUCAGGUACUGUCUCCCAGUAUAUCAUCAUCUCAGGGUCUCCUGAUGGACACUACCACUAUGACAGCUAUGGGGACGACACCUCAACACAAAGACCUUCAUACAAGAGAGCCCAUUCCUACUCAUGCAAUUCCUCAUUCCAUCAACCCAAUGGAGAACCCUACCCCUUCCAUUGGCCAAAAUCCAGCAACCAGCAGCCAUCGUGGUGGCAAAAAGGAAACGUACCAUUUAUAUAACCAGAGUGCUUUGUAUUCAGGACAGACUCACCCUAAGGGGAAAAUAUUUCAGAUUUUCAAAGGCAACUUUACAGAAUCUUCAGAGCCUUACCUAAAGACAGCACUGCAUUCUCCCUUCCCUACUUUGAGAAGCCCAUUCACAAACCACCGAUUUCAGUCUCAGACAGCAACCUUCAGUGAUCCCAAAAGCAGUGAGCCGGCAACUACUACAGAUUUAGACUCUUCUCUCCACAAUGACACUUUGGAAGGCCUUAAUAAAGCAGAGCAAGGGAAUGGAACACAGCUAGUUAUGCAGAAAACAAAUUUCACUACCCCAACAGCGAGACCGUUGCCUGAUCCUGAAACAGUGUCAGUGCCUUUUAAACCCACAUACUAUGACAUAUGGGAUAUCCUGAAAAAUAACUCUUGGGUAACCUUGAAUGCAGGUACAAGUGUACCUUUAUUCACCAGUCCCGGAACUGAACCAGCAGCAGCAUCGGGUCAGUCUGUUCAGGCUGGUAUUGAUGUCAGUGUUUCAUCACCUGCAAUGGGAAACCCUAAAGGAACUUCCACAACACAGCAGGCCACGACUAAUUCGACUGCAUUCAUUGGCGUUGUCUCCACAGCCCCUACCACAAGAUUGUCCAGCUCCAUAUCAACCGCGGGCUCCACAGCAACAGGAAACUUCCUAAACAGACUGGUGCCUGCUGGAACAUGGAAGCCUGGUGUGCCAGGCAAUAUUUCUCAUGUCACUGAGGGAGAUAAACCCCAGCACAGAGCAACCAUUUGUCUUAGCAAGAUGGACAUUGCCUGGAUCAUUCUGGCUAUCAGUGUACCUAUAUCCUCAUGUUCAGUUCUACUGACAGUAUGCUGCAUGAGGAGGAAGAAAAAGACAUCUAACCCAGAAAACAACUUAAGCUAUUGGAAUAAUGCUAUCACAAUGGACUACUUCAACAGGCACGCUGUAGAGUUACCAAGAGAGAUCCAGUCCCUUGAAACUUCAGAGGAUCAUCUCUCUGAGCCACGUUCCCCAGCCAAUGGUGAUUACAGAGACAGUGGGAUGGUCCUUGUUAACCCCUUCUGUCAGGAAACACUAUUUGUAGGACAUGAACAAGUGUCUGAAAUAUGACCCCCAACACAUGUCUGUGCUUGUAUUGCAGUUCCAUCUUAAUUGUCUCCAAAUUAUAAAUAAAUAAAUAAAUAUAUAUAUUAUAAAUAUAACCUUUGUGUAA